Rhipicephalus sanguineus (brown dog tick) is the source of this 1129-nucleotide messenger RNA. Its product is annotated as caspase-2. Gene Ontology annotation, molecular function: cysteine-type endopeptidase activity. The transcript has 6 exons. The record is from RefSeq and is a predicted model, not a curated record. NCBI's taxonomy places the organism in Eukaryota, Metazoa, Arthropoda, Arachnida, Ixodida, Ixodidae. Gene Ontology annotation, biological process: proteolysis. Bases 59 to 949 code for a protein of 296 amino acids.
GCCAUAGUUGGUUUCAGUCGAUUGUCGGCGGGGGAUAAAGCGCGUUGACUGCAGCCUAAUGGAAAAUUUGGGCCCAUCGGAUGUUCAGGCCAUCAGCAGCCCUAGCCGCGGCCAUGCUGAGGAGAUCAUGAUCGAGCUGGCUCGCCAACUGACGAACAACAAUAAGCCGCCACCACUCGCAUUCGAGGAAGUGCCGCCUCAGGAGCUUCGCGCUUUUGGCGGCAGCGAUUCUUGUCGGACUGCUGACUCUGCUCUGUAUGGUCAAAGCGCAGUGGCUCAAGCCAGAGACCAGGAUCCAGCCAAGGAACGCUUGCAGAGAGAUGUACUCAACAUGGUUAACCUACCGAGAGGCCUGUGCAUCAUCAUCGACAAUUUUAAUUAUAGAGGUUCAGGACUGCGGCGCGAUGGAUCGGAGAAAGAUGGGCGUGAGAUGGUGCGCCUUUUCACUUCAUGUGACUUUGAGUGCUUGUUGGGCACUCACAUGAUUGCAUCCGAAAUGAAGCUGUUCCUGUCUGUAGCAGCCCAGUCUGCACAUGAGAGGACCGACUGCCUGGUUGUGGUCCUCAUGUCACACGGCACGACAGAGAUGAUUCAUGCCGCUGAUAACGUGCCGCUGCACCUGGACGACGAUAUAUGCGCACUGUUCAACAACGAGAACUGCCCAGGCCUGCAAGGAAAGCCCAAGCUGUUCUUCAUACAGGCCUGCCGUGGAGGGAAAGAAGACAAUGCAACGGGAACCACCGCGUAUGAAAGUGCAGAUGACAUGGCAAUGGCGGCUGAAGCGCCUCAGACAUUGAGGCGGGAACGUACGGCCACCUGGUCGGACAUGUACACCGCUUACGCGAUGAUCCCUGGCUACAAGGCGUCUAUGAAUCGUAUGAUCGGUUCGUGGUUUCUCUCGGCCCUCUACAGGGUGUUCACUGAACAUACUGGCACCAUGCACCUGUAGGAGCUGAUGCACCGUGUCCACGAUAAAGUCAUGGCUCUGUCCACUUCCGAUGGCACCAAGCAGACAGCCGGUGUGGAGACGCGAGGCUAGCGGAAGAAGCUGUAUUUCAAACCGGGAUUCUCCACUGACCACCAGCCAUAGUAAGCCGAAUUAUUAAAGUGAAAGCUUUGGAUGCCUCGU